Molecule: messenger RNA, 720 nt
Organism: Aspergillus homomorphus CBS 101889
Lineage: Eukaryota; Fungi; Ascomycota; Eurotiomycetes; Eurotiales; Aspergillaceae
Product: DUF3431 domain-containing protein
Exons: 3
Coding region: 1-720 (239 amino acids)
Source: RefSeq, a predicted model, not a curated record
AUGAAUUCAGACAGAAGCCUAGCCUUAGUUGUGGCAAAGUCUCGCAGAGAGGAUACCUCUUGGGCUUAUCGAGUGAUGCCGCACUGGAAGCCAUACAUCUACACCUCCGACCAAGAACCGGGCUUUGCCAAUCUCCCCGCGAACAAGGGCCGCGAGAGCAUGGCGUAUCUGACGCACAUCAUCGACAAUUACGACCGCCUGGCCGAUGUCACGGUGUUCAUGCACGGCGGUGAUAGCCAGUGGCACAACGAUGUCCGGGACCUGGACUCGCCGUCCCUGCUCCGCCGACUCAAUCUGCAGACAGUGGAGCGGAUGGGAUACGCUAAUCUGCGUUGCCACCAUCGCCCGGGGUGUCCGGUGGCCGUGCGGCCGUUCGACCCCGACAUGGCCUCCGAUCACAACGUCGUCUACCGCAACUUCACCAGCAUCUACAUGGAUCUCUUCCGUGUGUCCCCGGAGCAGAUCCCUCCCGAAAUUGGCGGGGUUUGCUGUGGCCAGUUUGCGCUCACGCGGGAACGCAUUCGCGGCCGACCGAGGGAAGAUUACCGGCGGAUGCGCGACUGGGCCAUCUCCACGGAGUUGGAUAAUUUUUCGGUUGGAUCGGUGUUUGAGAUGCUGUGGCAUAUUGUUUUCUUGGAAGGACCCGUGGCUUGUCCAGAUACCCGGCAGUGCUACUGUGAGCUAUACGAUCUUUGCGACGAGGAGUCCAACGAAGCGUGA